CUUCCUUUUUGUCUGUGAAAAUGUUUGCUCUCCUGAUUUGCGUCUUGAUACUGCAUCAAGUGCACUCUGCAUGUGUCGUGCAAGACGUUUGCCCAGAAAACAAAGCGGUUCAGGCUGAGAUCGUUGAUCAGCACAAUGCUUUCAGGAGAGAGGUUCAGCCUACUGCUUCUGACAUGCUGGUGAUGAGCUACAGCGAGGAGGUAGCAGCCAGUGCUCAGGCCUGGGUGGAUAAAUGCAUUUUAGGUCAUGGACCACCAAGCACCCGCAUGCUCAAAGGAUAUGAACUGGGUGAGAAUCUGUUCUAUUCAUCCUCACCUUCAUUGUGGACGAACGUCGUUAAGGCCUGGCACAGUGAAGUGGCAAACUACCAGUAUCCCAAAGGAUCUACCAACCACAAAACUGUUGGUCACUACACACAGGUGGUGUGGAACAGCUCCUACAAAAUUGGCUGUGGAAUGAAAUUGUGCCCUAACAACAUCUAUUUCUACGGCUGCCAUUAUUACAGAGCAGGAAACUUCAGAGGAUGGCCACCAUAUAAGGCUGGACCCCCAUGUGCUUCUUGUCCCAAUAACUGCGUAGACAAGCUCUGCACCAACCCCUGUCCUUACAUUAACAAGUUCAUCAACUGUCCAAAGAUGAAAGAUACGACUGGAUGUGGGAAUAAGCUGGUGUAUGCCUGGUGCCCUGCUUCAUGCAAAUGCACCACUGAAAUCAUUCCAAUAGCCUAAAGAUAAACUCUUCAGUCUGCAAACUGUACUUUAACUUCAUCAUUAUUGGUUUUCUGUCUGCGAAGAAUCCGGAAAUCUGGAAAAAUCUGGUUUAUUAUUGAUUGCCUUAAGGUAAAGAGAUGUUUUGGUGGCGUUUUAAGCUAUUACUCUCGAAUCAAACCCCCUUGUGUCAUUUUAUCAGAGUUUUGAGAAACAUUUCCAGUUUUGCAUGCGAAUUAUGUUGGAUUUCAUUGCACCUGCUAACCAUAUAGGAUGUCAGACUUCUGAGGGGGGCAUCUCCCAUUUAGUGUUACAAAUUGCAGAAAUGUGUCAGCACAAGCAGGGAAUACAGUUUGACUGUUAAUCC
Messenger RNA from Thunnus maccoyii (southern bluefin tuna), 1074 nucleotides. RefSeq names its product cysteine-rich venom protein TEL1. The record is from RefSeq and is a predicted model, not a curated record. Lineage: Eukaryota; Metazoa; Chordata; Actinopteri; Scombriformes; Scombridae. The transcript has 8 exons. Gene Ontology annotation, cellular component: extracellular region. Bases 21 to 728 code for a protein of 235 amino acids.